This is a messenger RNA of Erpetoichthys calabaricus (reedfish), 6492 nucleotides long. It is a transcript of the gene iqgap1, whose product is annotated as IQ motif containing GTPase activating protein 1. Lineage: Eukaryota; Metazoa; Chordata; Cladistia; Polypteriformes; Polypteridae. The record is from RefSeq and is a predicted model, not a curated record. The coding region runs from base 187 to 5154 and encodes 1655 amino acids. Gene Ontology annotation, cellular component: cytoplasm; nucleus. Gene Ontology annotation, molecular function: calmodulin binding; actin filament binding; GTPase activator activity. The transcript has 38 exons. Gene Ontology annotation, biological process: regulation of GTPase activity; regulation of actin cytoskeleton organization.
UGGGCUUGAAGAAAAAAUCUCAAGCAGACGCCACUGUGGAGGAACUGCUGCGGCCGCAGGAGGCUUCGUAAAUUCGCAGAAUUUAUUUAUUUAUUGACUUUUUUUAUAGAGAUAAAGUUGGCAGUUUAACUUUGUCUUAGAAGGUUCACAGUAUUUUUAAGGAAGCUUUUCUGAUCUUGAAGAGAUAUGUCAACUUCUGACGAUGCAGACGGACUUAGACCGCGUUAUGGCUCUGUUUUGGACAACAUGGAGCGCCUUACAGCAGAAGAGAUGGAUGAGCGACGCCAGCAAAACAUGGCAUAUGAAUAUUUGUGCCACCUGGAGGAGGCCAAGCGAUGGAUGGAGGCCUGUUUGGAUGAAGAGCUGCCACCCACCACAGAGCUGGAAGAAGGCCUGCGCAAUGGAGUCUACCUUGCCAAGCUGGGAAAUUUCUUUGCUCCCCGUGUUGUCUCUGUGAAGAAGAUUUAUGAUCGUGAACAAACAAGAUACAAAGCUACAGGACUCCAUUUCAGGCACACAGACAAUGUGAUUCAGUGGUUGAAUGCCAUGACUGAAAUUGGACUACCAAAGAUUUUUUAUCCUGAGACAACAGAUAUAUAUGACAGAAAGAAUAUGCCCCGCUGUAUAUACUGCAUCCAUGCACUAAGCUUGUAUCUGUUUAAGCUGGGACUGGCACCUCAGAUUCAAGACCUGUAUGGAAAGGUGGACUUCACCGAGGAGGAGAUUAACAACAUGAAGAGUGAACUUGAGAAGUAUGGGAUUCAGAUGCCUGCCUUUAGCAAAAUAGGGGGAAUCCUAGCUAAUGAGUUAUCCGUUGAUGAAGCAGCAUUGCAUGCUGCAGUCAUUGCCAUUAAUGAUGCCAUCGACCACGGAGUACCAGAAGGUACCGUAUCAGCAAUGCGCAACCCAAAUGCCAUGUUAGUGAAUCUGGAUGACAGCUAUGCCCACCAGUACCAAGAGACACUUUAUCAAGCCAAGCAGGAUAAAGUUCUUUCUGCUAGAAAACGGACAAUUGAGCUUUCAGAGGAAGAACGAGAUGUGUAUGAAGAGCUGCUAACCCAAGCUGAAAUUCAAGGCAAUGUGAACAAAGUAAAUUUAUUAAAGUCUAUUGAAACUAUAGACCAGGCUCUGACAAAAGACAAUCCAGACAGCCUUUAUGAUGCUCUGCGUUCACACAGCAUUGGCCUCCGGAAUCUUAACUCCCAGAAUAAAGACUGGUACCUAAAGCAGUUGUUAAAUAUGCGUACAGCUAAGCAAGAGAAUUUCCCUGGGGACCUAUUGCAAAAAGAAGAGAUCCAGAGUGGGGUGGAUUUGGCUAAUGAAGAUGCAAUACAAUAUAGGAAAAUGCUAGAAGCUGUACAGCGCAUCAAUGCUGCAAUUAGCAGGGGAGAGGCAGACAAAACUGUGGAAGAACUGAUGAACCCUGAGGCCAAACUUCCCCAGGUCUAUCCCUUUGCUGCUGAACUAUACCAGCGUGAGCUGGCCACACUUCAACAACAAAGUACAGAGGGGUUGCUUUUACAUCCAGAGCUUUCAGUUGCUGUAGAGAUGCUUUCAUCAGUGGCACUAAUUAACCGGGCACUGGAUGCUGGUGAUAAAGCAGCAGUGUGGAAACAGCUGGAGAGCCCAGUGACAGGGCUAAGCAAUGUGGAAGAUGAGAAUUACAAGAGGUACAUUGAUGAACUUCUUCGACUGAAAGGAUUGGCAAGAACUGAGGGAACUCCUUUCCUUACAUGGAAUGAUAUCCAGGCCUGUGUGGAUCAAGUUAAUGUGGCUGUACAAGAAGAACAUGAGAGGAUUGAGGCUAUUGGGCUAAUUAAUGAAGCUCUUGAUCAAGGAGAUGCUCAGAAGACCCUAGAGGCCUUACAGCUCCCAGCUGCCAAGUUAACUGAUGUCCGUCCUGCUGUGGCCCAGCACUACCAGGACACGCUGAUUCUGGCACGCCGAGAGAAAGCACAGGAAACUCGAGAUGACUCAGCUGUGCUUUGGUUGGAUGAGAUCCAGGAUGGUGUAAGAAGAUCUAACAAGGAGACUGAAGAAGCAGAACAGUUUUGUUUGGGAAUUCUGGCUAUCAAUGAAGCAGUAGAAUUAGGAGACACGGCCCAGACUUUGUUAACCUUGAAAUCACCUCAUGUUGGCUUAUAUGGUGUCACCCCAGAAUGUGACCAGACGUAUCAGACAGACUUGGCUGCACUGAAAAAGAGCAAACAAGCUGAAGGUGACAAUGGAAGUAAGUGGGCAAGGCAUUGGGUGAAGGGGGGCUACAAUUACUACUUUAACCUGCACACCAAAGAAGGCCAGUGGGAAGAGCCAGCAAAUUUUGUUCAGAAUAAUACUCACUUGAGCCGUGAGGACAUUCAGUCUGCCAUCUCUGGUGUAACUGCUGCAUACAACAGAGAACAACUCUGGCUGGCCAAUGAGACACUGAUUACCAAACUACAGGCAUGCAGUCGUGGUUACCUGGUGAGAAAUGGGCUUACUCAGCGUCUCAACUACCUCAAGAGGCAAGUUCCUGCUAUACUCCGGAUACAGUCCCACUGGAGAGGCUAUAAGCAGAAGAAGCUGUAUAAUGAAAGGAAGGAGUUCUUGAGAGAACACAGUAACGAGGCAAUAAAGAUCCAGUCAAUGGUGAGGAUGCACCAGUGUCGAAAACGAUACCAGGAUCGACUCAAGUACUUCAGAGAUCAUAUUGAUGAUAUUGUGAAAAUUCAGGCAUUCAUUCGUGCAAACAAAGCACGGGAUGAUUAUAAGACACUGAUCAAUGCAGAAAAUCCACCCAUGGUUGUGGUGAGAAAAUUUGUCCAUCUGCUAGACCAAAGUGACCAGGAUUUCCAAGAAGAAUUGGAGGUGAUGCGCCUCCGUGAAGAAGUUGUCACAAACAUCCGUUCUAAUCAGCAGCUGGAAAAUGAUUUAAAUCUCAUGGAUAUUAAAAUUGGCCUUCUAGUCAAGAACAAAAUUACAUUACAGGAAGUUGUGUCUCACAGCAAGAAGCUGACAAAAAAAAAUAAAUCCCAACUCUCUGAUAUGAUGAUGAUGAAUAAGCAGAAAGGAGGCCUGAAGGCAUUGAGCAAAGAGAAGCGAGAGAAGCUGGAGGCCUAUCAGAACCUUUUCUACUUGCUGCAGACAAACCCUACCUAUCUAGCUAAACUCAUCUUUCAGAUGCCCCAAAAUAAAUCCACCAAAUUCAUGGACUCUGUUAUCUUUACACUAUAUAAUUAUGCUUCUAAUCAGCGUGAAGAAUACCUUCUUCUCAAGCUCUUCAAGACAGCUCUGCAAGAAGAGAUUAAGUCAAAGGUAGAUCACAUCCAAGAGAUUGUUACUGGAAAUCCCACUGUAAUAAAGAUGGUAGUAAGCUUUAACCGAGGUACUAGGGGGCAGAAUGCCUUGAGACAAAUUCUGGCUCCAGUGGUGAAAGAGAUUAUGGAUGACAAAACCCUCAACAUCAAAACAGACCCUGUGGAUAUUUACAAGAGUUGGGUCAACCAGAUGGAGUCACAGACUGGUGAAGCCAGCAAACUUCCGUAUGAUGUCACUCCAGAGCAGGCUUUGAGUCAUGAGGAAGUUCGAACACGGCUUGAUUCUUCAAUCAAGAACAUGCGGACUGUAACAGACAAAUUUAUAUCUGCUAUCAUCGUUUCUGUGGACAAAAUUCCAUAUGGUAUGCGUUUCAUUGCCAAGGUUCUUAAAGAUACACUACAUGAGAAGUUCCCUGAUGCCACAGAGGAUGAGUUGUUAAAGAUUGUGGGAAAUCUGCUUUAUUAUCGAUAUAUGAACCCUGCUAUAGUGGCACCUGAUGCUUUUGACAUAAUAGAUCUGUCAGCAGGUGGUCAGCUAACUACUGACCAAAGACGCAAUCUGGGUUCAAUUGCUAAGAUGCUGCAGCAUGCUGCAUCCAACAAGAUGUUUAUUGGAGAUAAUGCUCACCUGGGCACCAUUAAUGAGUACCUAAGCAACUCCUAUCAAAAAUUCAGACGCUUCCUGCUUGCCGCUUGUGAUGUUCCACCACUGGAAGACAAGUUCAAUGUGGACGAAUAUUCAGAUCUGGUCACCCUUACAAAGCCUGUCAUCUAUAUUACUAUUGGAGAAAUCAUCAACACACAUACUCUUCUUUUGGACCAUCAGGAUGCUAUUGCACCAGAACACAAUGAUCCUAUUCAUGAGUUGCUGGAAGAUCUGGGGGAGGUCCCUACCAUAGAGUCUCUUAUUGGUGAAGGCACAUUGCCACCUGGGGAUCCCAAUAAGGAGAUAAUGUCAAAAACUGAGGUGUCAUUAACACUGACCAACAAGUUUGAUGUGCCAGGAAAUGAGAAUGCAGAGAUGGAUGCUAGGACUUUAAUGGUCAAUACCAAGCGGCUCAUUGUAGAUGUAAUUCGGUUCCAGCCUGGUGACACCUUAACCGAGAUCCUAGAAACGGCUGCUACUGAUGAUCAGGAAACAGAGUAUCAACGAGCAAUGCAACGAAGAGCAAUCAGAGAUGCUAAAACGCCGGAGAAGAUGAAACAAAAAAAAUCUGCUCAGGAUGAUACCUUAACACUCCAGGGCAAGAAAGAUAAAAUUUUGGCCAACCUAAAACGCCUUGGUGAAAUGGGGAAAGUGAAUGCAGAAAACCGUUACCAAGAAUUGAUCAACGACAUUGCUAAGGAUAUCCGGAACCAACGACGUUAUCGUCAGCGCAGAAAAGCAGAAUUGAUCAAACUGCAACAGACAAAUGCCGCUCUUAAUUCCAAAACCAGCUUUUAUGAAGUUCAGAUUGAUUACUACAACCAGUAUAUCAAGACAUGUAUGGACAACUUAGCCAGCAAGGGCAAGGUGUCAAAGAAGCCAGGUGAUAUUAAGGGAAAGAAGAGCAAGCAGGUCUCUCAGAAAUACACUGCAGCCAGGCUGCAUGAAAAGGGUGUGCUGCUGGAAAUAGAAGAUUUACAGAGUAGCCAGUUUAAGAAUGUUAUAUUUGAGAUCUCACCUGCUGAUGAAGUUGGGGAUUUUGAGGUGAAGGCUAAAUUUAUGGGAGUGCAGAUAGAAACUCUAAUAUUACAUUAUCAGGACCUGCUGCAGCUGCAGUAUGAGGGCGUAGCAGUUAUGAAACUCUUUGAUCGAGCCACUGUCAAUGUCAACUUGCUAAUCUUCCUCCUCAACAAAAAGUUUUAUGAGAAAUGAAGAAUGAAUAUGGAGUUGCUAAGGAUUGCAGAUGCUUGCAUGGAGAGCUGCUGGUUCUUGAUCAAUAUCCAGUACUAAAUUUGACACAAUGUUUCCUUCUGCAUGAUUUCCCUUUAAUAUUAUUUCUUGCUCUAUGCAGUAUUUUGGACCAAGGAAUCCUACAUUGGCCCAUUGCUUCCUGGGACCUGACUGGUAGCUGACUGUUGUGGCUGUGAUAAUAUAUCUAUCAAUAGAAAAAAUAACCUCAUAAUUUCAACAUCCUAGAGCAUAUUUGCCAUCUUCAGUUUCAUAAAUUAUAGUAUCUGCUGGAAUUUAUAAGCAUCAAACAUGAUGGUUUGGAGGCUGUAUUAUAAGGGGAGAGUGAUGGCUGAAUUUUAAGCCUCUGUGCACUAAUUUGCUCACUUUUUUACCAUUUCUGAUGUAAAGGUCAAAAUAUUUGGCUUUUAAUAAAAGUAAAGCAUAUUUAAUGAUUAUUUUGGCUGCCAUGUGGGCCACUGGGAGGUUCACAGCAUUUCAGUAAUGUUCCAUUAUGAUGUGCAUUUUACAUUGUAUUUAGUAUUUACAUUGUUUUAUUCUAAUUUUCUGUGACAUUUAAGGUAUGGGUAUUAUGAAUAUCAUGUAGAGCUCUGCAAAUGUGUUAGUCUUUCUUAUGUCCUUAUUGUUGUCUUGCCUCACUGAAAUUCAGCACUAUGUUUUACUUUCAUUUAAUAUGUUAUACACAAGUGAGUAGGAAAAAUGUUUAAAGGUUUAAACACAAAAUUCCAUUAAUGUCAAACAAAACACAAUGUUCUCUAUGUUCAUUUAUUAUGCCUAAUUUCAUCUGUUGGUCAUUUGAACCUUCGCCCUCUUUAUUGUCCUAUUUAAAAGUAGAGUUUUGUAGGCAAAGUAAAUAUUUUACAUUACUUAAAUAAGUCCAAAGGCUAGCCUCUGAUGAAGUUCCAUCUUCUGUUACAAAGUAAAUCAGAUAUUCACAGUCUAAAUAUUGCUAUUUUAGCUUUACUGUUAAAAAAUUUUUUACCACCAUAUUAUGUUUGCCAAGGCAUUGGAUUCAUUUGUUGCUACUUCAUGCGUAUUUUAAUUUUGCUUGACUGCUACAUGCUAGUGUUCCUUAGUAUAUCCAGUUGCUGAUGCUUAUUAUGUUCAGUCAGUACUUUAUUUUCUUGCCUUUUGUGCAUUGUGACAACUCAGUUGCUCUGAGGGUAUUGGCACUAGGACAAAUAAAGGGACCAAGGACCAGUGUAACAGCAAUAAGAGGCAAAUACCAAACAUGCACAUGUAAAAUUAUAAAAUUUUAUCUUGCACAAAUGCCAAAAAAGUAAUAAAUAUAAUAAUAAAACA